GCAGGACAGUCUCGGCCGUUGGGCUGCGGGCGGAGCGCUCCUUCGGGAGAUCGCACGGGUCGCAGCACCCGGGCUUGACUGGAGGGCCAGGCGGGAGAAGCUGGGGUGGGUUCCCCGGGCGGGUAUGGAGCGAGGGGUCGUAGGCUCCGAUUCUGAAGGGGUCCGUAGCCCACCGACGGCGGACUCGAGCCCCGCCGCGCCGCGCCGCUUGGAACCGCCAGGGGGCGCCGCGACCCGCGCGGGGGCCGCCCCCUCCCGAGGCGGGGCUGCGGCGGGCAGGCGGGUGCGCGCACGCGUCGUGUGUCACGGGGCGGGGCGGGGCGGGGCGAUCGCGGUGUUCCCGGCCUGGCGUCCUGGUUCCGCAGCUCCCCGGCGCCUCCACUGCCCCGGCGCGGCCCGGCCCGGCCCCAUGUAUCGUGCGCUCUACGCGUUCCGCUCGGCGGAGCCCAACGCGCUGGCGUUCGCCGCGGGCGAGACCUUCCUGGUGCUGGAGCGCAGCAGCGCGCACUGGUGGCUGGCGGCGCGGGCGCGCAGUGGCGAGACGGGCUACGUGCCGCCCGCCUACCUGCGCCGCCUGCAGGGCCUGGAGCAGGAUGUCCUCCAAGCCAUUGACCGGGCCAUUGAGGCGGUGCACAAUGCAGCCAUGCGGGAUGGUGGCAAGUACAGCCUGGAGCAGCGUGGGGUCCUUCAGAAGCUGAUCCACCACCGGAAAGAGACUCUGUCCCGCAGAGGCCCCUCAGUCCCCAGUCCCGCAGCUAUGACCGCGUCCACCAGUGACCAUCAUUUGGACGCUGCUGCCGCCAGGCAGCCCAAUGGGAUGUGUCGAGCUGGGUUCGAGCGGCAGCACAGCCUGCCCAGUUCCGAGUAUCUCGGGGCAGACAGAGGCCUCUACCAGAUCCCACCUCAGCCUCGCCGAGCAGCUCCCGACACGCCACCCCCACCUGUGAAGCGCCGAGACCGGGAGGCCCUGAUGGCCCCAGGAAGUGGCGGCCGCAACACCACGCCCUCCGGGGGCAGUUCUGUGUCCAGUGGCUCCUCAGUCAGCAGCACCUCCCUUGACACGCUCUGUACCGGCUCUAGCUCGUCUGAGCUGGGUCCCAGCUGCUCACCCACGCCCCCGCCCGUGCCCCGCCGAGGCACCCAUACCACUGUGUCCCAAGCUCAGCCCCCUCCCUCCAAAGUGCCAGCCCCCGAGCCCCCUACAGAGGAGGUGGCGGUUGAUACAACCUCAGCCUCUGAUGAGCUGGAGGCCCUGGGUGCACUGAGCCUGGGGACCACAGAGGAGAAGGUGGUGGCUGAGACUGCUGUGCCCAGGACCAUCGGGGCAGAGCUGAUGGAGCUCGUGCGGAGAAACACCGGCCUGAGCCACGAGCUAUGCCGUGUGGCCAUUGGCGUCGUGGUGGGUCACAUCCAGGCUUCUGUACCGGCCAGCUCGCCUGUCAUGGAGCAGGUCCUCCUCUCGCUGGUAGAGGGCAAGGACCUGAGCACUGCCCUGCCCUCAGGGCAGGUCUGCCAUGACCAGCAGCGGCUGGAGGUGAUCUUUGCAGACCUGGCUCGGCGGAAGGAUGAUGCCCAGCAGCGCAGUUGGGCCCUGUAUGAGGACGAGGGUGUCAUCCGCUGCUACCUGGAGGAGCUGCUGCACAUUCUGACUGACGCAGACCCGGAGGUUUGCAAGAAAAUGUGCAAGAGAAACGAGUUCGAGUCUGUCCUGGCCUUGGUGGCCUACUACCAAAUGGAGCACCGGGCGUCGCUGCGGCUGCUGCUGCUCAGGUGCUUCGGCGCCAUGUGCGGCCUGGACGCGCUCGUCAUCUCCACGCUCGUGUCGUCCGUGCUGCCCGUGGAGCUGGCCCGGGACAUGCAGACAGACACGCAGGAUCACCAGAAGCUCUGCUACUCGGCCCUCAUCCUGGCCAUGGUCUUCUCCAUGGGGGAGGCGGUGCCCUACGCACACUACGAGCACCUGGGCACGCCCUUCGCCCAGUUCCUGCUGAGCAUCGUGGAGGACGGGCUGCCCCUGGACACCACAGAGCAGCUGCCAGAUCUGUGCAUGAACCUGCUUCUAGCGCUCAACCUGCACCUGCCAGCCCCUGACCAGAACGUCGUCAUGAGCGCCCUGAGCAAACACUCCAACGUCAAGAUCUUCUCCGAGAAGCUGCUGUUGCUUCUGAACAGAGGGGACGACCCCGUGCGCAUCUUCAAACACGAGCCGCAGCCGCCGCAUUCCAUCCUCAAGUUCCUGCAGGACGUGUUCGCCAGCCCCGCCACAGCCGCGAUCUUCUACCACACAGACAUGAUGGCGCUCAUCGACAUCACUGUGCGCCACAUUGCGGACCUGUCACCCGGAGACAAGCUGCGCAUGGAGUACCUGUCCCUGAUGCGCGCAGUGAUCCGCUCCACACCCUACCUGCAGCACCGCCACCGGCUCCCCGACCUGCAGGCCACCCUGCGGCGCAUCCUGAAUGAAGAGGAGGCCUCGCCCCAGGGCCAGAUGGACCGCAUGAUUGUCCGAGAGAUGUGCAAGGAAUUCCCCGUGCUAGGCGAGGACCCCAGCUAGCGCCUCCCUUCCCUCCCUUCCCUGCAGCCCUGGUCGGGGUGCAGGGGACGCGGAGGCGUGGCCCUCAGAAUGUUUUGCACAGAUGGGGUGGGGGAGGUGGUGGAAGGGACCUGAGCAGGGCUACCUCCCCAGGAGUAGAGCCGAUGCGAGGGGCCAAGUGUAGGAUUGGGGACCACGCUCUGGGAGCUCCACUGGGGCAGAGGGCCUGUGUGAGCUGAAGCCCCUCCAUCUCCCGGUAGGCUUCCUCUUCAGCAUGCCCCCUCCCCUCAGAUCAGAUGCACACUCAGAGUCCUGCUGCUGCUCCAGGCUGGGCCAGAGCACCCCAUCCCUGUCCUGCCUAGUCUGGGUCCUGGGCCUCAGCAAGCCAUGUCCUUGGGGUCAGGGGAGGCGCCACCCGCCAGCUCUGUUCUUUGCCUUAGCUUCGCAGUAAGUGCUGCUCAUGUGCCCCCCCCCCCCCCGUGGGGGUCGCUUUCCCUUGCUCCCACCCCCAGAGGUCUUGGCCAAGCUGCUGCUUCGAGCGCAGCAUCUUAGAGACGGGCCAUCCAUUCUGGAGCGCCACAGAAUAGGGUGAUGGCACUGAGAAAGCCAAUGACAGAGUCUAUUUUCUCCGUAAAAACAGACUGAAAAGCCAUGUGUAUUUUCCUGUGUGCUGCAGCUCACCUUCGGAAAUAAAUCACAGGCAUCUGGAAACGGGCUGUGUGAUCAGCAA
Messenger RNA from Zalophus californianus (California sea lion), 3263 nucleotides. It is a transcript of the gene NCKIPSD, whose product is annotated as NCK interacting protein with SH3 domain. Gene Ontology annotation, molecular function: protein binding; Arp2/3 complex binding. Bases 125 to 2554 code for a protein of 809 amino acids. Lineage: Eukaryota; Metazoa; Chordata; Mammalia; Carnivora; Otariidae. Gene Ontology annotation, biological process: endocytosis. The transcript has 13 exons. The record is from RefSeq and is a predicted model, not a curated record.